Messenger RNA from Nematolebias whitei (Rio pearlfish), 2184 nucleotides. RefSeq names its product ADP-ribosylation factor-like 8 (gene arl8). Gene Ontology annotation, molecular function: GTPase activity; GTP binding. Gene Ontology annotation, cellular component: trans-Golgi network; cytoplasm. Gene Ontology annotation, biological process: vesicle-mediated transport; protein localization to Golgi membrane; intracellular protein transport. Lineage: Eukaryota; Metazoa; Chordata; Actinopteri; Cyprinodontiformes; Rivulidae. The record is from RefSeq and is a predicted model, not a curated record. The transcript is spliced from 6 exons. Bases 291 to 830 code for a protein of 179 amino acids.
GCUAACGGCCACGAGUCAACACCAGCUGUGGUCUCAUCGCUGGGCUGAACAGCCCGUUGGCAAUUAGUCAUCCCUUCACCAUUGUUGUCCGUCGCGUCAGGUUCUUUUUAUCCGGUACCGGGUCGUAUGGAGUCUUCGUUUAAAUACUCGGGAAGGCGCUUUGCGGGCGACGAAACGUCCAGCUAACGUUGACUCGCCGCAGCCAGCCACGGACUGCUGCCCGGACGGCGUGUGGACGAAGGAGCGGAGAAGCUCAGAGCUGCUGGACGAACGUUUGUUCCAGCCGAACAAUGGGCCUAAUAUUCGCCAAACUGUGGAGCUUCUUUUGCAACCAAGAGCACAAAGUGAUCAUUGUGGGUCUCGACAACGCAGGGAAAACCACUAUUCUCUACCAAUUUCUGAUGAACGAGGUGGUCCACACGUCGCCCACCAUUGGCAGCAACGUGGAGGAGAUUGUGGUGAAGAACACCCACUUCCUGAUGUGGGACAUAGGGGGACAGGAGUCCCUCAGGUCCUCCUGGAACACCUACUACUCUAAUACAGAGUUCAUCAUUCUGGUGGUUGACAGCACGGACAGAGAGAGGCUGGCCAUCUCCAAAGAGGAGCUCUACAGAAUGUUAGCUCAUGAGGACCUGCGGAAAGCAGCUGUGUUGAUAUUUGCGAAUAAGCAGGAUAUGAAAGACUGCAUGUCCGCGGCAGAGAUUUCCAAAUACCUCACCUUGAGCUCCAUCAAAGACCACCCCUGGCACAUACAGUCGUGUUGCGCUCUUACAGGAGAGGGGUUAUGCCAAGGCCUGGAGUGGAUGACCUCCAGAGCUGGACUCAGAUAGCCCCUUCUUCUGUCGUCAGCAGCCUUGACCACCUACAUCAGCACCAGUGUGGCACAGCGUCAUGCCCCUUCUGGCUUAUUGUUCCUUCUCGUUUCUCUUUAUGGAACAUUGCAACGGCACAGGACGAGCACAUUGAUGUCCAGUGUUGUCCGUGCUUCUAUUGAUGACCAGCUAAAACAUCUAGAGACUUGCUUAUGGAACAAGCAGUAACUUUUACUAAAGAGAAAAUGACGAUUUCUCACAUUUUACACUACGUACAUAUCAUGUUGCGUUACUCUGCGUCAUCCAGAGUACUUGGAAACCCAAUAAUGGUGCAGCUCAGAUCUUUUUUUUUUUCUUCGUUUGCUUGGUAGUUAUUUUUUUUCUGUGUUCAGGUCAAAGGGAUUGCAGUAUAACAUUAACAUUAUUGUUAAAGCAGUUCUCAUAGUAAUAAGAUGACAACGUUGAAAAGGUGCACGUAAAUUUUUUUUUUUCUUUCUGACAUUUGUUACAUACGAUUUCAGUUUUAUAAGCUACAUUUUGGGUGGUAUUUGUCACACUUCAGGAGUUACUGUUGCCAUGUUUAAAUGCGGUACGGCGUACAAAUUCUGUUUUGCUUUCAGCCUGUGCUUUCAUAUUAAUGCCAGCUCAAAACAUUGGAAGACGAUUUUGUGAGGGGUGAGAUUCAACCCUGCAAUGACUGAGUCACAUCUCACAUCUGGCAUUUUAAACAUUUCCUUAACGAUGCAUGGAUUUAUUUCAUUCUGUUCUAUAGUCUGUUUUUAAUUAACAUUACUAGAAGCUUGCUUACGGAGAUCUUCUGUAUGGGUGCACGAUCACCGCUUUAUCGUUUCGUUUCCUGUUUUAGCUCGACAUUUUUCUUGAAACAUUUUUUUAACUUCAUAAACAAGGGAUCAGAGCAAACCUCUCAGAUAGGUGCCAUCCAUAUAUAGGGAGCUGUUUUACAGUGUUCAGUGGAAUAUAGGCAUAAAAGUACUUGAUUCCCAGCCUUACCAGAACUGAUCUGUAUGUUUGGAGGACUACGUGUGGAAGUCUGACAGUCUGCCUGAUUUUCCCGUUGAAAUAAUUUCUCGAACUUGCCAUCAGAUCUAUGCACGCGUCACUUUUGAAACCUUGUAUAAAACUUUUUACAAGUUCUUAAGUGACCAAACAGGAGGCGGUGCAUUAAUUCCAGUGAGCCAGAAUUAAAACGAUUCAAGCCUUUUGUGCACAAACGGGAACCGUGCAGUUGUUGAGUCUUCAGCACCGAGGUGACGAGUUUUCACUUUGAGGAUGGAGACGGAUACUGCGGCAACAUCGUUUUGGAUCAUGUACUGCAUUCGUUUUCAUUAAACAUUUGUUUUUUUAAACCGAA